Amphibalanus amphitrite is the source of this 2768-nucleotide messenger RNA. RefSeq names its product ATP-dependent RNA helicase DDX24-like. The coding region runs from base 314 to 2686 and encodes 790 amino acids. The transcript is spliced from 12 exons. Lineage: Eukaryota; Metazoa; Arthropoda; Thecostraca; Balanomorpha; Balanidae. Gene Ontology annotation, molecular function: RNA helicase activity; nucleic acid binding; ATP binding. Gene Ontology annotation, cellular component: nucleolus. The record is from RefSeq and is a predicted model, not a curated record.
CAAAUUAUUUAACAGUGGUUUAACUCUAAAAAUUUACUUUUACAUCUAUAGCGCACCUGCGACAAUACUUCACGUUGGAUCCGUUGGAUCCACUGAACGUUGGAUCCUUUGGAUCAAGGCCCUAAAUAAUAGACUCAAAUUGGAUCACUUGAACUCAACUUGGAUAGGAUCAAUAUAAGAUAUCAAUAUACGGCCUUGUUGGAUAGGGAUUGAGGCAUCAAGCAUGUUGUGGGCCUGAAACUGCGAGAACUCUGGUGCGGAUCACAGACUUGGAUCAAGAUUUCCAAACUCUUCUUAGCAUACUUCGUCAAAGAUGUGGAAACCAUCAAAGCCGAUGUCACUGGCCGAUUUUGCAUCCGGCGCUGACAGUUUCGGUGGAAUGACCUUUUUUGAAGAGCUACCAGGCAGCGUGAUUUCAGCAGAUCAUGGGAAACCUGACAAAGUUGCGAAGAAAUCAGGAAAGAAGAAAGGGAAGAAGCUGGUGAAGCCUUCUAACGAUGACGAUUCGGAGGAAACAGCAGAUCGUACAGAAGUCACCGAAAUCAACACCGCUGAUAUACCCAAAAAGAAACGCAAGAAAAAACGAAAGGAAAACACGGAAGCUGCAGCCACUAGUUCCGAACCACCGGCCAAGAAACAGCGGAAGAACGGCGCCCCUGCCGAUGCUACACCAUCUGCUGAUCCAUCAGCAGUGGACCUGGCCGCCGUGAUCGAGGCGUCGGGAACGGACGUAUCCAACUGGGACGUGCUGCACGUGCCGCAGCCUCUACUGGCCGGCCUGGCCGAGCUGGGCUACGAGCAGCCCACCGAGAUACAGAGGCGCUGUCUGCCGGCCGCCAUCCGCGGCAGGAUGGACGUGGUUGGCGCCGCUGAGACCGGCUCCGGAAAGACGCUGGCCUUCGCGCUGCCCGUGCUGUACGGCGUCAUGAAGGAGAUGCAGCGCAGCGCCGCCGGUGCCGCCGCCAAUCGGUCAGCUGUCGACUCCGAUGACGACUCCGACUGGCCGACUGACGACGGUUCUGCGGAGUCGACUCCGGGCGGACCCCGGGCGCUCAUCCUCGCCCCCACCCGGGAGCUCGCCAUUCAAGUCAAAGACCACAUCGUUGCAGUCGCGAAAUACACCGGAGUCAAAGUGGUGACGGUGGUGGGCGGCAUGUCGGAGCAGAAGCAGCAGCGACUGCUCAGCCGCCGGCCAGAGGUGGUCGUCGCCACGCCCGGCCGGCUCUGGGAGUUUAUCGAGGCCGGCGACCGGUUCCUCUCCGACCUCAGCCGGCUCGCCUUCCUGGUGGUGGACGAGACGGACCGGAUGCUGGAGAAGGGCCACUUCCAGCAGCUGCACCUGCUCCUGGAGCGGGUCAACGCCGACCCGGAGCGGGCGGCGCGCCGGCAGAACUUUGUCUUCUCGGCCACUCUGACCCUGGAGCAGGAGAGGGCCAAGGGGCGCGACCUCAAACAGCUCGGCGAGCUCACCACCGGACAGAAACUCAAACACAUCACCGCCAUGAUCGGCAUCAGGGACAAAAAUAAAAAGGUCGUGGACAUCACGCGCUCAGUGGGCACGGCCACCACUCUGACCGAGAUGGCCGUCUCGUGCUCCAUCCCCGAGAAAGACGAGCUGCUCUACUACUUCGCGCUCCAGCACCCGGGCCGGACACUCGUCUUCUGCAACAGCAUCGACUGCGUGACGCGUCUGGGCCGCCUGCUCAGCCUGCUUGAGAUGCAGCCGCUGCUGCUGCACGCCAACAUGCAGCAGCGCGCCCGGCUCAAGAGUCUGCAGCGGUUCCAGGCGCGACGCUGCGCCGUGCUCGUGUCCACAGACGUGGCGGCGCGCGGUCUGGACGUGCCAGGCGUGGAGCACGUGAUCCACUACCAGGUGCCCCGCACUACUGAUGCGUACGUCCACCGCAGCGGUCGGACGGCGCGCGCUCUCUCCGAGGGACUCAGCGUCAUGUUCGUGGAGCCCGGUGAAGUGGGCGCCUACAGGAAACUGCUCCGGCAACUGAACAGAGAGUCUGAUCUGCCGCCGUUCAGCGUGGACCAGGACGUGCUCCGGCCCCUGGCGCGGCACGUGGCACUGGCCCGCUCCAUCAACCUGGCAGAGUUCCGACAGCGCCGCGCCGCCGGCAGCCGCAGCUGGGCUGAGAGGGCCGCAGAGCAGAUGGACAUCGAGCUGGACGACGCCAUGCGGCCGGAGCGGGACGAGGACGCCGAGCGUAGGACGCAGCUGGAGAUCCGCUCCGGCCGCGCCCAGCUGAAGGACAUGCUGAAGAAGCGGGCCCAGGUGUGGCAGCCGUUCACCAGACACGGCCGUCUGCAGGUGCCCGCCAGAAACGUGUCUGCUUUGGACGUGGCCAAGGCCAGCGUGCGUAAGAAGAAAAAGGGAGCCGCCGCUCAGCCGUCAGAGGAGACCACGGAACAGGAGACUCGAGAGCAGCCGCAGCCCGAGGAGGCGCUGGCAGAGCCCGCUGACGACGGUGAGCCCCAGAGUCCGCCUCCGUCCCAGAAGGCGACGGUAGCGCCGCAGUCAGGCGAUGGUGUGACCGAAAACUCGUCACAGUCCCCGGGUAAACCAAGGAAAAAGUCCAAGUCCUUAGCGGCAUCGACUACGGUCGCAAAGAAAGCGACUCCGCCAUCCAGCGCAAAAAGGAGGAGAAAGAAGAAAUGGUUCGCUAGGAAGGGGAAAUAGGUCUGGGUUGGGGAAAUGGACCAUUUGUUAUCGUGUGCUGGCUGGGGGCGUUUCGACGACAAAAUACAAUGAUGCGAACACA